Messenger RNA from Fundulus heteroclitus (mummichog), 2660 nucleotides. RefSeq names its product thromboxane A2 receptor (gene tbxa2r). The coding region runs from base 421 to 1548 and encodes 375 amino acids. Gene Ontology annotation, molecular function: thromboxane A2 receptor activity. The record is from RefSeq and is a predicted model, not a curated record. Gene Ontology annotation, cellular component: plasma membrane. Lineage: Eukaryota; Metazoa; Chordata; Actinopteri; Cyprinodontiformes; Fundulidae. The transcript has 3 exons. Gene Ontology annotation, biological process: adenylate cyclase-activating G protein-coupled receptor signaling pathway; positive regulation of vasoconstriction; positive regulation of cytosolic calcium ion concentration.
GCCCUUCCCCUUUGUUUUUCCGGGGAGGAGGGAGAAGUCAAAAAGGAAAUGUGGCCAGAAUGGGACGGAUAAGUAUCUGAGCAGCUGCAGCAGGGAAAACAGCCUGGAAAAAGACUAAAAAAUUAUUCAGGGCAACUGCUGAUAGCCUACAGUUAUGUAGCGUUUGUAGAUCAGCCAUCAGCUGGGACUUUUCAUGGGCCAUGUGACAUUUUACACAUUUUUCAGUGUGUGCUGUUUAAAUUACCGUAAAUAACCAUUGAAGAGCAUAGGAGCGGUUUGGAUGGAGGAGUAAAAACUUCACUUCUGAAACUCAACCUUUUUUCUGGAGAGCAGUUCUGUUGUGGUUGGAUGGAGUGAUUUCCACAAAAUCAUACCAUCUCUGCAUCUCUGAGUGAUCUGAAUUUCCACCUGCUGAACAACAUGACUGACUCAAACAACACCCCGUCCUGCUACGCCAACACCAGCACUCCAUAUUAUUAUGCUCCUGAAAUGGGGACAAUCUACUUCUCAGCCACCUUCAGCGCUCUGGGCCUCACAUCUAAUCUAGUCGCCUUUAUUGUUCUCAUUAAAUCCUUCAAGCAGACACAAAACCGUUCCCAAUCCUUCUUCCUAAUUUUCCUGGGUGGUCUUGUGGUCACUGACUUUAUGGGUCUGCUGGUAACUGGCUCUUUUGUGAUCUCAUUCUACGUCACACAUGUUGAUUGGCGUCAGUCGGACACUACCUGCCACUUUUGCAAUUUCAUGGGGAUGUCCAUGGUCUUCUAUGGCUUGUGCCCUUUGCUUCUUGGUGCCACCAUGGCCAUUGAACGCUUUAUUGGCAUCAAUCAUCCAUUUGCACGUUCCUCCAGAAUGUCUAAGAGUAGGACCAUCUCCAUGGUGCUGAUGGUUUGGUUUAUUGCUGGAAGCAUAUCCCUCCUGCCACUAACAGGCUUUGGAAGCUACCACAUUCAGACACCUGGCUCCUGGUGUUUCAUCAACGUUAGCUCCGAGAGAAAUGAUUGGGCCUUCUCUUUGCUCUUCUCUUUUGUUGGACUGAUCAGCAUCACUGCAUCAUUUUUACUAAACACAGUGAGUGUGGUGACCCUAAUCAAGGUGUGCUGUGGAUCAGAGAGGAGACAGCGGCGCAGAGAUCAUGAAGUGGAAAUGAUGGUGCAGCUUAUACUAAUCAUGACUAUUGCCACUGUUUGCUGGUGCCCAUUACUGGUCUUCAUUGCCCAGACAGCUUUGGCCGGAACUGGUUUCAAUGUGAGAUAUCUACUCCUCUGGAUACGCUUCGCCACCUGGAACCAAAUCCUAGAUCCGUGGGUAUACAUCCUGUUUCGCCGAUCGGUUCUGAAGAAAGUCAACCCUCGUAUGGACUGGUCCCGGUCCUCUGUCACGUCUUUGUAUCCAUCUCUCCGUGACAACGUCCGUAGAUUCACGAGGUCUUCACUGGGGAGCAACCUGGGCUCAGAUGCCCCGGAAGAUAUUGAAAAAUCCAAUGCGGUGCCCCCAUCUACAACAGCACCAUCCCCACCUUCUCCAUGUUUGAUUGGAUCUGAGUCAUAGUUACAGCGGACUGACAUAAGUGUCCCUGUAAAUGUGAUCAACUCUGCAUUGAGUUUUCAGGUCAAAUGUGAUGAGAAUAACUUGGCAUGGUCUCGCCAACAAUGUGAAGUAACUGUAUCUUCUCCUUUUGUGAGUGUGGAUUUCAAAUGUCUAUCAUCAUUUCACCAUCACAUUCCAAUAGACAAAGUAGCGUUUGAUUGUGUGCAGAGAUAUUAAACCUAACGUACUUCCACAUUGGCAACACACGUAAAGCUAAGAAUAAGUUGCCUAAACUGAAAAAGUUUUUUUUUUCCCAUUACCUCCUGUAAAUUUAGCAUACACUAUAAGCAGCUAAGACUGUUCCUAUUAUGAGAGAGAUGUAUUGUAAUAUUAUGCAUAGUAUUUUUGCAGAAAUUAAAUGCUUUAACAUCAAAACAUGGGAAAGUGCCACUAAUGAAGCUUUUUUUCAUCCCGAGAGUAACAUUUCUCCUGUUUGUAGCGUUACAGUGUAGUCUUCUGUUGCAAUAUAUAUCUUGUCCUAUAUCUCACCAUCCAUUCAUCCAUCCAUGUUAAUUUCAUGGUCACAGGGGGAGGGUGCCUAUCUCCAGCAGUCAUUAGAAGAGUGGUGCAGUAUAGUAUAUAUGAGGGGUCUCUAACUCUGGUCCUCAGGACCCACUGUCCUGCAUGUUUUAGAUAUUUCCUUGCCUCCACACACCUGAGUACAAUGAUUGCGUGACCUCCUCAGGAGCCACCAAGGGCUACAAAGAUCUGUUAAUCAACUGUUAAUUCAGGUCAGGUGUGUGGAGGCAGAGAAACACCUAAAACAUGCAGGACAGUGGGUCCAGAUCACUGGACAAGACCCCUGGUAUAUAUGCAUGCGUUGUUGUGUGAGAGAUGGUCAUACAUAAUUAAGGAACCCAGGGUGGACACCACCUAAUAGGAGUAUAAAGAAUGAGUUGUAUGAUUAACAGUAUUAUGGUCUGCUCUGUGUUUUUUUUUUUCUGUGUGUUUUAAGCAAAAGUGAACGAAGAAAAUGUACAUUUCUUGUCUUUCUGAAUUCUAAUAUAUGGUUUAACAAUGUAAUAGUUAUGUGCUUUUCAUUCCUUACAUAAAGUGCUGAACUGCUUUAAAAA